AUGUUUGGUAUUUCCUGUCAGCUGAGUCAGCAGUACCGUCGUCGGUGUUUCCGGCUGCAGACCUUCAGAUCUCUCAGACCUGUUCAGCCGCUCGGCUUCAGGUGUGACCGAACGGCCCACGUGUUGACGAGCAGGACGCUGCACACCUGCACAGUGAAUCGAGGACCAAUAGUCCAGUUCAAACUGUCCGACAUCGGUGAGGGAAUCAUGGAGGUGACAGUGAAGGAGUGGUACGUGAAGGAGGGCGAUAAGGUGUCUCAGUUUGACAGUAUCUGUGAGGUUCAGAGCGACAAGGCGUCCGUCACCAUCACCAGCCGCUACGAUGGCGUCAUCAAGAAGCUCUACUACGACGUGGACGCCACCGCCUUGGUGGGCAAACCGCUAGUGGACAUUGAGACAGAAUCCAGCUCAGAGGUGAUCCAGGAGGAGGAUGUGGUCGAGACGCCCGCCAUGGCCCGAGAAGAACACACCCACCAAGAGAUCAAAGGUCACAAGACUCAGGCCACGCCCGCCGUCAGACGCCUGGCCAUGGAGAACAACAUAAAGCUCAGUGAGGUGGUGGGGACGGGGAAAGACGGACGGAUACUGAAGGAGGACAUCCUGAACUUCCUGGCGAAGCAGACGGGCGCCAUCAUCCCUCCGACCCUGUUCCAAGAGAUCCAGACCUCACCCCUGGUCCCGCCCCCUGGUGCUGCCAAACCCGUCGGCUCUGUGGCAGCAGCCAAACCUCCACCGGCCAUGCCCAGACCUGUCUUCACUGGCAAGGACGUCACAGAGCCCCUCAAAGGUUUCCACAAAGCGAUGGUGAAGACUAUGACGGCGGCGCUGAAGAUUCCUCACUUCGGUUACUGUGACGAGGUGGACCUGAGCCGCCUGGUGUCUCUGAGGGCAGAGCUCCGGUCCAUCGCUGAAGGUCGCGGCGUCAAACUAAGCUACAUGCCGUUCUUCAUCAAGGCCGCCUCCCUAGGCCUCCUCCACUUCCCGAUCCUCAACGCCUCAGUGGACGAAGGCUGCCAGAACAUCACGUACAAGGCAUCUCAUAACAUCGGCCUGGCGAUGGACACCAGUCAGGGUCUGCUGGUUCCCAACGUGAAGAACGUUCAGCUGCUCAGCGUAUUCGAGAUCGCUCAGGAGUUAAACCGUCUGCAGGCGCUCGGAGCUGCAGGUCAGCUGGGAACCAACGAGUUGAGUGGAGGAACCUUCACGCUGUCCAACAUCGGCUCAAUUGGAGGGACGUAUGCCAAACCCGUCAUCCUUCCUCCUGAAGUUGCCAUCGGAGCGCUGGGAAAAAUCCUGGUUCUUCCUCGUUUCGACGCCGAUGGUCAGGUGGUACAAGCUCACAUCAUGAACGUCAGCUGGUCGGCAGAUCAUCGCAUCAUCGACGGGGCCACCAUGUGUCGGUUCUCCAACCUGUGGAGGGAGUACCUGGAGAACCCGGCCACCAUGGUGCUGGACCUCAAAUAGACAGAGCACUAUUUCCCAUCAGCCCCGGUGAGGACGACGACCACGACCACCUUCAUCAGGGCUCCUCCUCCACACGCCUUCGCUGCCUCUUUCUCUGUUUGAGGCCUUCACGCUCACUCACUAUCAUUUCCUUGUUGCCUUUGAGCAAGGCGCCGUGAGGAGGAGGAGGGGUCAAUCACACUGUUACCAUGACGACCAAUAACACACACACACACACACACACACACACACACACAGUGGAGGUCAGAGGUGGUUAGUUUGGUUAAAUGUUUAAAGAACAAAAACAUUGAACAAUGAUCUUUAAUGUUUCAGAGAAUCAACCGCAAACUCUUCAAACUACUGACAGACACCAGCUGACUCGGUGAGUCCCCUAAACCGGUGAACCAAUGAACCGGUGACCCCCUAAACCGGUGAACCAAUGAACCGGUGACCCCCUAAACCGGUGAACCAAUGAACCGGUGACCCCCUAAACCGGUGAACCAAUGAACCGGUGACCCCCUAAACCGGUGAACCAAUGAACCGGUGACCCCCUAAACCGGUGAACCAAUGAACCGGUGACCCCCUAAACCGGUGAACCAAUGAACCGGUGACCCCCUAAACCGGUGAACCAAUGAACCGGUGACCCCCUAAACCGGUGAUUUGGUGAACCGGUGAAGUGAAGCUUUUAUUUUUAGUGUCCAGCUGGUCUGAAUCUGACCCUGUGGAGCAGCGAUCAGCAGCUGCUCUCAGGUCAGUUUGUAGUUCUCUUCCUGAAACAUUAAACUGCAGUGUCUCCUGUGAUAAAUUGUUCCUCUAAAUCCAGAUCAGGUAGAACCAUGUUCCUGUUCAUCGAACAUGCCAGAGACACCUGACAGGAACCAAAACUGAGUUAUGAUGUUGUUCCAGUAGAUUAUUGACUCUUAAUGAAAUAAGUUUUUUGGGGGCUAAGUUAAUGAUUCUGAUGAAGGUCUGUGUGUCGACAUUAAAGAAAUUAGAUUUUUAUUCUUUUUUUUUUCCUUUCUUCAAAAGGGGUUUUUGCCCAACCCAUUUUUU
This is a messenger RNA of Plectropomus leopardus (leopard coralgrouper), 2496 nucleotides long. NCBI's taxonomy places the organism in Eukaryota, Metazoa, Chordata, Actinopteri, Perciformes, Serranidae. The record is from RefSeq and is a predicted model, not a curated record.